AGUUUUGUAACCAAAAGCAAUACAGAUUCUGGAAGUAGACACUUCAGGCUAUCUUUCCAUGUGUGUAUCUCAAAACCGAUUUUUUGACCGAAAAUCACCAUUUCUGAGGGGGGGGAGGCCCUUAAAUGAGCCACUAAGGACGAUUAAUAUGUUGGUGACUUUCAUUGUUUAAAAAUACCCUUUUUAUUCUGAUUUAUUUUUAUCAGUGAUAGUCAGACAGAGAUGAGGAAUAAUAUAUUAUUUGGAUUAUUAUCAAAUCUCUUUAAUUAUCCUAUACUAAGGUAAAAAAUAAGUAGUUAUAGUACGUGGAGAAGUCUUAGAAAGUCUUAGCUUAUCAUUCAGUAAUGUCAUCAUAGAAGAUAGAAACGGCAAAAGGAAAGAAAGGGAGAAAAACAAAUACGAACUGGCAUGAAGAAUGAUUUUCUGCUUUGAUUAGAAUAGUGUAAUCGUAUAAUUUUUUUUUUUUUUUGUUAGCCUCGCUCAAUUUCUCCUGCUUUGACCCGAUAUUGAAUAAAGUCACCGAUGCAUGGCUAAAAUAAAAUGUUAACCAGAGUUUGCCACCCUAUUUGAUAUUAAAAACAAAUAGUAUUUUUUGUGGAUAGUGUUUUUUCUCAAGAAAAAUCUAAGUGAAUUAUUUCUGCAACAAGUUUUAUUACAUAGAAGUUAAUUUACUCUAAAUGAGUACGCACUUCUUAAAAGUAAACAAAUCUCAUUACUAACCGUUCAUAUACCAAAUUGAUUGAAAAAUAUGAAUGAUUCAUUUAUAGUUAGAUUAUUCAUGAAUUUAUUUAAUUUUAAAAAUUAAUGAAAAGAAGCACACACAUUCUUUCACAAAUAUUAAACAAUUUUGUCUCAUUCAUCAAUUUUGCUUUCACUAUGCUACUAGCAUGAAUAGUAGGAGUGUGCUAAUUGAGUUUUAUUUUUCAUGUUGUCAUAUGAACAAAACAAAAAUUGAUAAAAAUACUGAUACCAACCUGCUUGAAUUAUUUUUAAAAUUUAUUCAUCCUUUGUAUAUUUUGUGUAUGUUGCUUUUUAUUUUGCAUUUAUUUUAUUUUUCUUCUUCUAAACCUCCUAGACGUGUACCGAGAAGAAAGAGUACAUUUGAACGAAUAAAUCGGAGAAAUUCAUCAGCUGACUAUGAAUCAAUACCAUUAACAUUCCAAUUUCCACAACACGAUCAAUAUCAAAAUCAGAAUUCUCCAUUAUCAAAUCGAAUGUUCAAUAAUAAUGGUUUUUCAUUUCUAAUGUCACCUACAUCAUCGACAUUGGAUGAUGAUAAUCAUCAUCAACAAAAACAUCAAUCUUCAAUAUUAAUUAAUUCAAUACUAACAGAUUCCAAACAUCAACAGGAGAAUGAAGAUGAUGAUGAGGAAGAUUAUACAGUGUCAUUAGAUGAAGAUCCUAAUUCUAAUUCCAUUGAACGAAAAGGAAGAGUGAAGAGUGUAGCGUGUGAUCGACAUAGUAUGAGACGGAGUACCUCGCACAACAUUCACAUGAAUGAUGGAAUAUUAAAACAAAACAAUUUACUUAUCAACGAUGCAACUACUAAUAAUGAUAAAAACAAAGAACAAGAGGUACCAAAAUUAUCUGACUCGGCUAUUCGUCGUAUGCAAAAUCGUUGGGAAACUGAGACACAACAGCGUGAAGUUGCUGCAGCUAAAGCACAAGUACCAAAAUCUCAAUCAUCAACAGCAGCCGGGCGUCCGAGAGAUCGAUGGGGAACGACAGAAAUGGGAGCUCAACAACAAUCAUCAAGUGUUUUUCAAUCGCCUGAUUUAGAUAAUGUAAAUGAGCAACGAUCUAAUAUUCUUAAACACUCCACAUCGGUUGAAAGUCAUGCUGUUCCUUCGAAUUCAUCCAGUCGUUUUUCACGACCAUCAGCCAUCGUCGACACUGUGAAUGGUACAACAUCUCCUGUAUCCACAACAAUUUUAUCACCUUCAAUUUCACAAAGCCAAUUGAUGAGUUCACGAGGAUCAGAUGCAAAACUAUUGCCUGCUCAGCAACGUAUCACAGUCGGUUCACAACCAACCACCGCAAACUCUCGGCCUCCAUUACCAACUCAAAAGAGUGGCGGUGCUAUUGAAACAUUAAUUCGACAAACCGGUGCUCCCAAUAUAUCUGAUUCAAUGAAUAGUAACAAUGUACUAAUGAAAGAACCAAAAAUUAUUUCUUCAUCAGACUGCAUUGGUGCCAUAACGAGAGCAAAAGAAAGUCUUCAAGCAGCCAGUACAAAACAAGCGACUACAUCGUUAACUGGUAUCGGUUUAUCAGCACAAUUUCCAAAUGACUUAGUCAAUAAGCCACGCUCAGAAAACGAUUUACAAUGGGAAUAUAUUGUUGGAAAAGUGUUAAAUAGAAAAUUGGUUGUUCAAGAUCUUGAUUUUGAAGAACUAGAUGAAAAAGAUGAUAUUAACUGUAUGACGAUUGGACCAAAAUUUCCCGGACCUCCCAUGCCACCACCAAUGUUUAACGGAAUGCCGAAUAGUUUGCCACCACCUCCUCCACCCAUGAUGAACGGUCCACCUCCGCCACCACCACCACCACCACCACCAUCCACAUUAUCUGGAUUUAAUUCAGCUCUACUUGUUAAUAGCAUCCCAUCUCCUGCAUCAUCUGUACAGCAACAAUCAAAAUCUAUAAAAACAGUCCGUUUACAUUGGAAAGAUGCAGCAAAUCCAUCGAACAAUAUGAUGCCAUCAUCUCCGUCCGAUUCACUAUGGUCAUCAUUACAAAAAGUAAAAUUAGAUACAGAAAAGAUAGCACAACUAUUUGAAUUAAAACAAAGCGAAGUUAAACUAAAGAAAACUGGUGAUGUCAAAAAAGAAAUUACUGUACUCGAUACAAAACGAUCAAAUGCAAUUAAUAUUGGUUUAACCGUACUACCACCAGCAAGAACAAUUAAAGCAGCUAUUUUAAAAAUGGACAAUAGUGUUAUUAAUAAAGAAGGAAUUGAAAAAUUAUUGACAAUGUUACCAACUGAAGAAGAGAAAACUCGUAUUAUGGAAGCACAAGUAGCCAAUGUCGAUAUUCCAUUAGGCAAUGCUGAACAGUUUUUAUUAACAUUAGCAUCUGUAGCUGAAUUAGAAGCAAGAUUAAAAUUAUGGUUGUUCAAACUUGAUUAUGACAAUGUUGAAUUGGAAAUUGCUGAACCAUUAAUGGACUUGAAAAAUGGUAUGAAAAAUCUAAGAGAUAAUGGAACAUUUCGACGAAUAUUAGAGGUGUUACUUGGCAUUGGAAAUUACUUAAAUGGUGUUGAGUCUCCUGGUUUUCAAAUUGAUUAUUUAGCAAAAGUUCCUGAAGUCAAAGAUACAAUCAAUAAACAUUCAUUAUUAUAUCAUGUUUGCAAUAUUGUUGUAGAUAAAUUUCCGGAAACAACAGAUUUAUAUUCUGAAAUUGGUGAAUUAACACGAUGUUCAAAGAUUGAUUUUGAUGAAUUAGAUCAAAAAUUAAAUAAAGUCGAAAAUGAUUGUCGAGCAUCGUUUGAUUGUUUAAAAUCAAUAAGUAAACAUGAAACACCACAAAUAAAAACUAAAAUUGAUGUUAAACUAUAUGGAAUAUUCCAUUUUAUGACAUUAUCCGAAUUUUUAAGCGAUUGUGCUGAACGUGUUUGUUUACUACGUUUAAUUCAUCGUCGUGUUAUUAAUCGUUUUCAAAAAUUUUUAUUAUGGUUAGGAUAUCCACGAAGUGUUAUUCAAGAGACAAAAAUUACACAGUUUUGUAAAAUAUUAAGUGAAUUUGCUUUGGAAUAUCGUACAACACGUGAUAGAAUAAUGUUACAAAAACAAAAGAAACAAAAUCGUGGUGAAAGGAAUCGAACAAGAGGAAAACUAAUUACAGAAAUAUUUCCAGAAAAAAGCAAUAUGCUUCGACAUCAGAUUGAUACACGAACAGACGAUGAAUCAGAGUAUGGUCAUAGAAUAAACGAUAAUAAUAUAAACAAUAAUACGACAACAGCAAUAUCGAAAGACAUUGGACACAUUAACAGUAAUAAUAAUAAAGUAAAUACUGGCGCUGGUUCAAAACCACAACCAGCACCAUCGAGUUUAGCGGCUGCAUUUAGUUCGUCAAAAGGCGAACAAAUGAUGCCCGGUCAUCGAACAAGAGAAAAAAUGGGACUAAACAAUGCGAAAAAACCAACAGUUCAACCGUCGAUAAAACAAACAGCAGCAAAUGAAACAGAAGGUUUUGAUACUGGAGAUGAAUUACUCGAUGAUUUGGUUAAAAAUGCCACGUUAACUGCAUCAAAAGACGCCUUAAAACAAAGAAAAACUGCUCGUUAUGGACAGAGAAAAUCUCUUCGUCGAACAUUGCAUAUUGGCUUAAACGAAGAAGAACGUCAAGAUAUAAUAGAUAAAAGCAAAUAA
Molecule: messenger RNA, 4367 nt
Organism: Didymodactylos carnosus
Lineage: Eukaryota; Metazoa; Rotifera; Eurotatoria; Philodinida; Philodinidae
Source: the annotation of a GenBank genome assembly